UAGACAGCAAGGCAAAACGGUUUUUGGGACUUGGACGGGACCGCGACUAGACGGUUGCUUUCAAUCGUUCGUGUUAAUUCACCCCGUGUGCCAUUGAAGAGCAAAUAAGCCAAGCACUCAGGUUCCAACUUUUCCUCCCUCUAUACAAUUAAUUUAAGCAAGUUAGCUCCGUGUUUUUAUCGGAUAGCGGCAUCCGCACUUAGUGUGACAAAUUUCCAGAAAAGAAACAAAUUUCCAUAAUGAGCUGGCAGGAUUAUGUUGACAAUCAGCUCCUGGCUUCCCAGUGUGUGUCCAAAGCGGCCAUCGCCGGACACGAUGGAGGUGUUUGGGCCAAAUCAGAGGGAUUUGAGGUAUCAAAAGAAGAAUUGGCGAAAAUAGUGCAAGGUUUCGAUAAAACCGAACUGCUCACCUCAGGAGGAGUGACACUGGCCGGCCAGCGUUACAUCUACCUAUCAGGAACCGACCGAGUAAUCCGAGCAAAGCUGGGAAAAAUGGGAGUCCAUUGUAUGAAAACUCAACAGGCUGUUAUAGUAUCAAUUUAUGAAGAACCAGUUCAGCCUCAGCAAGCAGCGUCUAUAGUUGAAAAACUUGGAGAUUAUCUAAUUACCUGUGGUUAUUAGAAGAGGUAAACUUUCAAACUGCUUUUUAUAAUUUAAACUUUAGAAAUCAACACUUGGAUAAAAAAAAUAAAAAAAAAGAUAAAAACGUGAAAAAAGAUACAGUAUAGGAUUACUGCUCCUUAGGGUCGAUGCGAUGAUGAAUGAAGCGCGUUAGCAGAAAACAAUUUAACAAAUGCUGAUUGUAAGAAUAAGAUCGGAGGAAAAGAAGAUUCUUUUUCUUCUUUUGCAAAGUCAAUAUUUAUAAGUUUCCUUGAUAGUUUUUUGUUUUUUUUUUCUCUUUUGUUUUCUCUACAUUAUUGCAGAAGUUUUUGAGAUUGAGAGAGAAAGGACAUUUGACACAUUAAUUUCAUCUUGUUUUUUUUUUAUUUCAUAACUUCUUAUUUUCUCAUUUUGUCCUACGAAUGAUGGUUGUUUGUGUUAGAUUAUGUUUCCUUCGAUCAGUUUUUGAAUAAAAAUCUACUUAAAUUGAAUUUAGUUUUACACACACAAAAUUUCGUACGUUGUUUCCAAUCAAACAAUGGUCAUCAGUGUAUGAUUUUCUGUUUUGUUUUUCUUCUCUCUUUCUAUUUUAUUUGCAGCCCACGGCGGCAGUGUGAGCGUAUAUCUCUUGUAUUUGUGUAAAAUCGUUUCCGUAAAUUAAGAAAUUGUAAUUUGUAUUAGCUCAUAAAAUCGCAAAGCAUCUCUCUGAAUUGGUUAUAAUAAUACUGAAGAACUAGAGACAGGAAAACGGCAGGUGGCAUAAAAAGGGCCAAAUAGUGUAUUUACACUAGCUUGGGGAAAACGAGAUGAUUCUUCCCUAAGAUGGCACACGAGAUGAUUUGAAGUCAUAGGAUACGAGCACGAGCAUGAGAAGGUUGUAGAGUUGAGGUCAGCAGAGGAGGACAAGAAACAAAAAAAAAUGUGAAAUAAAAAAGCAACAAUGUGAAAAUAUAAGGUUAAACUGAGGAAUACCAUUUUUGGUGACAAAAAAGGAAAAUGAACGCAUAACUUACGCUACUAUUAUUAUCAUCCAUAACUGUAUUAAUUAUUCAGAAGGAACUGCUGAAUCGUGGAACAGAUUUCGAUCAUUGAUUUGCUAAACAAAAAUCAGUUUCUUUGUCGGACAGCAUAAAUAAAAAGCAUAAUAUGAGAUAAACAUGCAAACACUAUGAUAAGGAUAAUACAAUGAUAAUAAAAAGAUGAAAAGGAUAACAGCGAAGCAUAAUGGAAAAACAAUGUGUGUGAUUUACUUCUAAUUUAUCAAUAAGUGAAAGCAUGUGGAAAUUGAAGAGUUUUUAUGUCUCUUUAUUUUUUUUUAUAAAUUAUUGUAGAUUUUGUGAUUAUAACUUAUUCUAUCCUAUAAUCGAAACAAACAUGCUACUGUCUGUGGUUUUCAACACCGCUUAAACACAAACAUCCCUUUUUCGUUUAUUUUCUGUCUACCAUUGCUACUUUUCAUAAAUGUCCUUUCCGUAAAAGAAAGAAAUAAAAAACAAAAUCAAAAACUGCAAACACAAA
Molecule: messenger RNA, 2117 nt
Organism: Uranotaenia lowii
Lineage: Eukaryota; Metazoa; Arthropoda; Insecta; Diptera; Culicidae
Gene: chic
Product: profilin
Exons: 4
Coding region: 240-620 (126 amino acids)
Cellular component (GO): cell cortex
Molecular function (GO): actin monomer binding
Source: RefSeq, a predicted model, not a curated record